AUGCCCAUCAUUCAUUAUUCUGAUUUAUGGAACACGCCGAUCAAUUACAACAUAUACGAGCCCUCGGAAGUUGUACUUUCGAAUUUCGGGAGUCAGUUGGUAGUGAUUGCAGUUCUCGACGAGGAAACAACCAGAAAUACCAUCUUAAGGAACACCCUCAGGCUGGUUGAACGAAAUCCAAAUAUAAACGUAAUUCUAAUUUCGAGGUUGAAAAAUCCACGAAGGUCAAUGAUCGCUCGGGGACUCUUCUGGAGAUGCUUUCAAUUUGGAUUAUUAAACGUUUUUCUGUUGGCAACACAUAGUCCUAAGGAAGCUUUUACAUUUGACCCAUUUAAUGGAUUUCGGUUAAUCAAAAUUAGGAAUAUUAACAAUUUUUCCAGACGUAAAAUAAUUAAUUUAAAUAAGUAUAAGUUUAAGAUUUUCAAGUUUGGUUUGCCACCUAAAGUUAUCCUACCCCAGGAGGGCGAAGAUGAUCUCGAUUUGAAAGGGCUCGUAGGCAACAUAGUCAAAAGCUAUAUCGAGAAGAGGAACGCUAGUGUACAGUAUGUGAAAAUGGAAGCAGAUUCUGUAUCGCCAUACGUGGACUUAUUACAAUUCUCAGUAAAUAAACUUAUUGACUUUGCACUACACCCAGUCCCAAUCGGACACUUUCUUUGGGGACAGCUUUCAUAUCCAAUUACUAUGGAAGAAAACUGUGUCAUAGUUCCUGUGCCCAAAAUCAUCCCCAGCCAUCAAAAUUUGCUAUUGCCUUUCCAAAGGGACGUUUGGUUAGCAGUUAUUUGUGGUAUAUUUUAUUUGACAAUUAUUAUUUACAUUGUGAACUCUUUAGUAAUUGGGAAAAAGGAUAUCUGGGAUGCGUUUGUUGCUGUUUUCUCUCUGAUAAUUAGCAUACCUGCAAUGGGGCAGAUGAGCAGAAUUAAGGUUCAGAAAAUUGUUUUCUAUUUACCUCUUUUUCUCUUUGGCUUCAUUCUUUCCAAUUUGUAUCUUUCAUUCUUGACCACAUUCCUAACUAGUCCAGCAUAUGAACGUGAAAUUAACACUCUCGAGGAUAUUUACGAUGCUGGAUUGAAAAUAGUGGCUGAGACGGUCGAAAAAAUCGAAUUGGACCGUCAUACUAACUAUGCUGAGUAUUUUCCCUUAUUGAAACCGAUACAUUACUCAGAAUGCAAGCGCAUCAAAGAUAUCCUGGACAAUUCGAACGCUUUGCUACUUGGUUCUGACUCUUGGGAUUUUCUCGACGAAACCCAGCGAUAUAGAAAUUAUGUUCGAUUUAGGAAAUCUAAAAUUUGCAUAUAUCCUUUUGCUAUGGCUAUACUCUUUCAUUUUGAUUCUCCCAUCGUUGAAGAUUUCAACGAACACACUUUAUUAAUACAUCAAUCAGGACUUUUUGCAUAUUGGAAAAGGCACGCAUUUUUUGAAGCGAUAUGGGCCGGAUACGUAAACACGACAAGAAAUCCAGUCCGUGAAGGACCAGUUCAAUUAAGCUUAGAACAUAUGAGACUUGCCUUCUUAACUUUAAUUUUUGGGUUGAUUACGUCUAAAUUAGCUUUUUUUGUGGAAUAUAUUUCACGUAGGAAGUUUUUGUAA
Hermetia illucens (black soldier fly) is the source of this 1587-nucleotide messenger RNA. RefSeq lists its product as uncharacterized. The transcript has a single exon. NCBI's taxonomy places the organism in Eukaryota, Metazoa, Arthropoda, Insecta, Diptera, Stratiomyidae. The record is from RefSeq and is a predicted model, not a curated record. The coding region runs from base 1 to 1587 and encodes 528 amino acids.